This is a messenger RNA of Rhinopithecus roxellana (golden snub-nosed monkey), 4342 nucleotides long. It is a transcript of the gene PDZD4, whose product is annotated as PDZ domain containing 4. Lineage: Eukaryota; Metazoa; Chordata; Mammalia; Primates; Cercopithecidae. Gene Ontology annotation, molecular function: protein binding. The transcript is spliced from 8 exons. The record is from RefSeq and is a predicted model, not a curated record. The coding region runs from base 1260 to 3185 and encodes 641 amino acids.
CCGUCGUCCCGGGCGGGAGCUGGAGACGGCCGGCGGCUGCUGGACGAAGAGCGGGCGCCGGGAGCGCCGAGAGCGCGGCUGGGCGAGGCGGGAGCGAGGGCGCUGGCCUGGCCGCGGGCGGGGGCCGCCGCCGCCGCGCCGCUGCCCCCCUGUCGCGGGCCGGGCCGCGGCGCCGAGCGCGAGGGCCGGGCUCUCAGGGCUGGCGGCCAUGGGCAGGAGCCGGAGGCGGCAGCGGCAGCGGCGGGCCCCGCGGGCGGGGAGGCGCGCGGCCCACGGCCCCUGACUGUCCCUGGCGGCCCGGCGCGACCCCGCGCUCCCUGGGGGGCCGUAGCCUGGCAACGCCCGGCGCGCCCGCCCAUCCCCCGCUGCCCUUUUUCUCCUGGCCGGGUGCGAGGGAGCAUGCCCGCGCCUGGCCUCGGCCAGCGAAGAGUUAACCUGAGGGGCGAGCCGCUGCCCCCACCUCGGGGGCGUGCCCCCCUCCCCCGCUAGGCGGCCCGCCCCCCGCGCCAGGGUAUGGCCCCCGGCCCCGGCCCGGGACCCGAGGUCCCGCGCCCGGGCCAGUGAAAGGCGUCUUCCGGUUCCCACCCUCCGCCUCCUCUCGCCGGCCAGCACCAUGGGAUGUAAUAUGUGCGUGGUCCAGAAACCGGAGGAGCAGUACAAAGUGAUGCUGCAGGUGAACGGGAAGGAGCUCUCCAAGCUGUCUCAGGAGCAAACUCUGCAGGCCCUGCGCUCCUCCAAGGAGCCCCUGGUGAUCCAGGUGCUGAGACGCAGCCCCCGCCUCCGGGGGGACAGCUCCUGUCACGACCUGCAGCUGGUGGACAGUGGCACUCAGACCGACAUCACCUUCGAGCAUAUCAUGGCGCUGGGCAAGCUGCGUCCGCCCACCCCGCCCAUGGUCAUCCUGGAGCCCCCCCCCAUCAGCCAUGAGUAUUAUGACCCGGCGGAAUUUAUGGAGGGCGGCCCGCAGGAGGCAGACCGCUUGGACGAGCUGGAGUAUGAGGUGAGCCGGGUGGCCAGGCCAGGGCCCGCAGCCAGCUGUGGCAGCCGCCCCGACGCCUGCGUGCCUUCCUGCCCAGGCCUGACCCCGUGGCCCUCCCGGCACGUGUCUGGCUGAGUCAGGGAGGGUGCGGGUGAGGUUACAUGUUCUGUCCAUGUUGGUGAGUCCACGUCCCAUGCAUGUCUGUCUUCUGUGUCCUGUGCCUGUGUGUGCCUCGCGCAUUUCCUGGGAGGGAGACCACUGAGUACAUGCGCCACCUGGGAUGGAGGUGGAGCUGUACAAAAGUAGCCACCGGGACAAGCUGGGCCUGAUGGUUUGCUACCGCACAGACGACGAGGAGGACCUGGGCAUUUAUGUCGGAGAGGUAAAUCCCAACAGCAUUGCAGCCAAAGACGGCCGGAUCCGUGAGGGAGACCGCAUCAUCCAGAUUAACGGUGUGGACGUCCAGAACCGGGAAGAGGCGGUGGCCAUCCUGAGCCAGGAAGAGAACACCAACAUCUCCCUGCUGGUGGCCCGACCUGAGAGCCAGCUGGCGAAACGGUGGAAGGACAGCGACCGGGAUGACUUCCUGGAUGACUUUGGCUCUGAGAAUGAGGGGGAGCUGCGUGCUCAUAAACUGAAAUCACCCCCUGCCCAGCAGCUCCGAAACGAAGAGGAGAAGGGGGCUCCCGAUGCAGGCCCAGGCCUGAGCAACAGCCAGGAGCUGGACAGCGGGGUGGGCCGGACUGACGAGAGCACCCGGAACGAAGAGAGCUCUGAGCACGACCUGCUGGGGGACGAACCCCCGAGCUCCACCAACACCCCGGGAAGCCUGCGCAAGUUUGGCCUGCAAGGGGACGCCCUGCAGAGCCGGGACUUCCAUUUCAGCAUGGACUCUCUGCUGGCCGAGGGGGCGGGGCUGGGAGCUGGCGACGUCCCGGGCCUCACAGAUGAGGAGUAUGAGCGCUACCGCGAGCUCCUGGAGAUCAAGUGCCACCUAGAGAACGGCAAUCAGCUGGGCCUCCUAUUCCCCCGGGCCUCCGGAGGCAACAGUGCCCUGGAUGUCAACCGCAACGAGAGCCUGGGCCACGAGAUGGCCAUGCUGGAGGAGGAGCUACGGCACCUGGAAUUCAAGUGCCGCAACAUCCUGCGGGCGCAGAAGAUGCAGCAGCUGCGUGAGCGCUGCAUGAAGGCCUGGCUGCUGGAGGAGGAGAGCCUCUACGACCUGGCGGCCAGCGAGCCCAAGAAGCACGAGCUGUCUGACAUCUCCGAGCUGCCUGAGAAGUCGGACAAGGACAGCACCAGCGCCUACAACACUGGGGAGAGCUGCCGCAGCACCCCGCUGCUCGUGGAACCCCUGCCCGAGAGUCCCCUGCGGCGGGCUGCAGCCGGCAACUCCAACUUGAACCGGACCCCUCCCGGCCCCCCUGUUGCCACCCCCGCCAAGGCAGCUCCUCCACCGGGGAGCCCCGCCAAGUUCCGGUCCCUCUCCCGGGAUCCUGAGGCCGGCCGGAGGCAGCAUGCGGAGGAGCGCGGCCGCCGCAAUCCCAAGACCGGGUUGACCCUGGAGCGCGUGGGCCCCGAAGGCAGCCCUUACCUCUCGCGGCGCCACCGCAGCCAGGGCCAGGAGGGCGAGCACUACCACAGCUGCGUGCAGCUGGCCCCGACGCGAGGCCUGGAGGAGCUGGGCCACGGCCCCCUGAGCUUGGCCAGUGGCCCUCGGGUGGGCGGGGUGGCGACCGCGGCCACUGAAGCACCGCGCAUGGAGUGGAAGGUGAAGGUGCGCAGCGAUGGAACCCGCUACGUGGCCAAGCGGCCCGUGCGAGAUCGGCUGCUGAAAGCCCGUGCCCUGAAGAUCCGGGAGGAGCGCAGCGGUAUGACUACCGACGACGACGCAGUGAGCGAGAUGAAGAUGGGCCGCUACUGGAGCAAGGAGGAGCGGAAGCAGCACCUGAUCCGAGCCCGCGAACAGCGGAAGCGGCGCGAGUUCAUGAUGCAGAGCCGGCUGGAGUGCCUGCGGGAGCAGCAGAAUGGCGACAGCAAGCCCGAGCUCAACAUCAUUGCCCUGAGCCACCGCAAAACCAUGAAGAAGCGGAACAAGAAGAUCCUGGAUAACUGGAUCACCAUCCAGGAGAUGCUGGCCCAUGGCACACGCUCGGCUGAUGGCAAGCGGGUCUACAACCCUCUCCUCUCGGUCACUACUGUGUGAGCUGCCCCGGCGGGUGCACGGCCCAGGCCCAAGGAGCCCCCUGGGGCCCCAGCCCUCACUCUCCUAUAGAGAUUAUGUGUGUGUGUGCGCGUGCUCGCUGUGCGCAUGCACACACCUCCCCGUCUAGGUGUGCGCACAGGGCUUUGUUAGCAGAGAGAAGCCCCUGAGGAGAAGGGACGCUUUUCUUCUUUCUGCCCAAGUAAAGUGACGACGCUAGUGGCCAGUAUUGGGGGCACACCUGUAAUGGGCACCCCUUCGGCUGUGCGUGUGCAUUUCCCAUUCCCCAUGCUCUUGCGUGUGCUUGCACGUGCACGCACACACAUACCCAGUGAUCUCUCCACCCGACCCGUGUACUUGCAGACAGGGAAGUUGAGCUGAAAGGAGCACAAGAGAGUGUCCGGCUUCGCUGCUGAGCUCGGCCUCUCCCCGCUGCAGUUAUUUGUAGACAAAGGCACCCCGAUUUUUGUGGUUUUUCUCCCUUUCUGUGCUUGCCAAUAGUUGUUUUGUUUUGUGGACCUGACCUGGGGGCUGGCAGCUCCUUCAGGCAGCCUGGCAGAGGUGGAACUCCCCCCUCCACUGAUGGCUGGGAAGGGAGUUGGGGAGGAAGAUCGGGAGGGAGGGCUGGGGAUGGAUGGGAGGGAAGGGGAGGGAAAGGUGGGAGGAAUGGGAAGCAGCUGUUCUGGUGGCUUCCACUCUGAGGUGUGGGAACGGGGAGCUUUUGGGGGGCACCUGUUUCCCCAGUGACUGAGAGAGAGCAAGACUGCAGGAACGGAGGGGUCUUGCAGGGUGUCCACUAAGAAGUCCCAGAGCCCGUUCUGUGUCCCACACCAUCUGGAGCAGGGGCUUCUCUUCUGAGUGAACUGAGGAAGGUGAUUAGAAGGGUCUAGAAGCCAAGCCCCAUGAGCAGCAGUGGAAGACCUUGGGCCAUGCGGCCUGGAGAGGACUUGGUGGUGAUCCGCAACCUGGACCCCAGUGAGGUGGUGGGCUGACUGGGAAGUAGAGGCCCCCAGCCUCCUCAGGAUUUUCACGUGUGAACUAGGCUGCCUGGGGGUGCCCCUCAGGCUUGGAGAGACCUGGAUUGGAGGCAGACAGGCUGCACCACCCCUUCCCCCUGCAUCUCGAGAAUAAAGCAAAAGCUGCCUUUGUACUUGGUUGAA